AUGGAUUUCGAGUUAUCACAGGUAGAUACACUUGCCUCUUUCUUCUUCGUCUCGCCUCCACUCGUCCUCGCGUUGUGCCCCGUCAGCUGUGGCGCCACCUGCGAAGCUCAGCUAGGCAGCGAAAUGGCGCGACGAGUGGCUCUGUCGACUCGGGAAAAAUGGAAAGAAGAGAAGGGUCGGCGGAAUCGGGCAGGGAGAUGUGACGAGGAAAUGAACCCACUGUUCAAAGGGGACAGCGAUGGCGAUAAAUCGAGGGAGCGGAAGUUGAGGCGGUGCCAGCAGCUAGGGUCGAGGGAGGCGCGGUACCAGGACUUGCAGACGAAGGGGACGGCGACGGCGAGAUCUCCGAGGGCGAGGCGGCGGAAGGGGAAGAGGGAGAUGAGUUUAAGGCCACGGAAUUCAGGAGAGUUAUCCCAUCCCCACGAGGUUGCAGAGAUCAGGACGAUGCCUAGAGAUAGUGUCGGCGAGGAGGAAGAAGAAGAAGAAGAAGAAGAAGACAAGGGAACAUUGCUGUCGUGGGACGCCAUUCUACCUGACGAACUCCUGCAGAAGGUGCUCUCCUUGUUGCCCAUCGCCAACAUCAUCAAAUUGAGCAUCGUGUGCAAACGGUGGUAUGAGGUGGUUCACUCCUGCCCCCCGAUGUCGUGGGAGAUGAUGGCGCCACAGAAGCCAUUGUUCUUCAGAUCCUGCUUUAACGACUGUGCCUUCUCGGGCAUCGUGUACGACCCUUGUCUCCUCCGAUGGUGCAACUUCAACUUCCCCCGCUUAGAAAAGAGUAUGUGGUGCACAUCCUCCUCAUGCGGCCUGGUCUGCUUGAUGAACCCCAAUGACGAGAGCCGCUUAUUGGUCGGCAAUCCCAUCAAGAGAGACUGGAAGCAGCUUCCUCAAGUCCCCGCCGGCUCUUUCCCUCACUGCAUCGCGCUCGCCUUGUCGUUUGACCGCCGCACACGCGGCUACACCGUGGUAGUCGCCAAGUGCACCCGCACCCAGCAAUUGCCAGGGAAGUCCAAGCAAUGGCACUUAUCGGUCCACAUGUACCAAUCGACGACGAAAUCGUGGGCCACUCCCUUCGCCCAAGACCUCGGCCUCUGGAAAGGCAGCUACGAGGCCGUCAUAUGCGACGGCGUGCUCUACUACUUCAUGAGCCAUCAGGAUCUGACCACCCCCCACUUAAUGGCGUUCGACCUCAUGAAGCCACCCUCUAGCAUUCAGUCACUACUUCAAGAAUCUAUUCCUGCACCAUACCCUCUUAUCUAUGCUGGGUUGAUCAACCUGUCGAACAAAUUGGUCAUGGUCGGCGUGAAAGACAACUGGCCGCACGAGGGAGUGGUGAUUUUGGAACUCGAGGAUAAGACAUGGCGGGAAGUGGCUCAAAUGCCCAUCUCCAUGUACAAGAAGUUACGUUGCAACUACUUAAAAUGCUGCUGCGGCGCCGGCGACUUCCUCUUCAUGAAAUCCUUAAUGUGGCCGGCACUACUUACCUUCGACAUGAGGCAGAAGGUGUGGAAAUGGUCAAGCCACCACUACGUUGAGCAGUUUGACUUCUGCAACAGACCGAAGUCCCUAUUCUACUGCGGCUUCUGCUUCGAACCGAGGCUCGACGUCUCCUCUUGA
Messenger RNA from Zingiber officinale, 1614 nucleotides. RefSeq names its product F-box/kelch-repeat protein At3g61590-like. Gene Ontology annotation, molecular function: protein binding. The transcript is spliced from 2 exons. NCBI's taxonomy places the organism in Eukaryota, Viridiplantae, Streptophyta, Magnoliopsida, Zingiberales, Zingiberaceae. The coding region runs from base 1 to 1614 and encodes 537 amino acids. The record is from RefSeq and is a predicted model, not a curated record.